Messenger RNA from Fulmarus glacialis (Northern fulmar), 723 nucleotides. RefSeq names its product protein tyrosine phosphatase-like (proline instead of catalytic arginine), member A (gene HACD1). Bases 17 to 604 code for a protein of 195 amino acids. The record is from RefSeq and is a predicted model, not a curated record. Gene Ontology annotation, biological process: dephosphorylation; very long-chain fatty acid biosynthetic process; sphingolipid biosynthetic process. Gene Ontology annotation, cellular component: endoplasmic reticulum membrane. Gene Ontology annotation, molecular function: 3-hydroxyacyl-CoA dehydratase activity; phosphatase activity. The transcript has 6 exons. Lineage: Eukaryota; Metazoa; Chordata; Aves; Procellariiformes; Procellariidae.
GGUAUUAGGUAUUGCCAUGGUGCGGUUUUAUAUACAGAAAGGAACACAUAGAGGCUUAUUCAGAAGCGUUCAAAAGACGCUUAAAUUUUUCCAGACAUUUGCUUUGCUUGAGGUAGUCCACUGUGCAGUUGGAAUAGUUCGCACAUCUGUGCUUGUGACUGGGGUCCAAGUGAGUUCAAGAAUCUUCAUGGUGUGGUUCAUUGCACAUAGUAUAAAACAGAUCCAGAAUGAGGAGAGCGUUAUUCUUUUUCUGGUCGUAUGGACUGUGACAGAGAUUACUCGAUACUCCUUCUACACAUUCAAUCUGCUCAACCAUUUGCCAUACUUCAUUAAAUGGGCCAGAUACAACUUUUUUAUCAUUUUGUAUCCUGCUGGAGUUGCAGGUGAACUGCUAACCAUAUAUGCUGCUUUACCCUAUGUGAAGAAAACAGGAAUGUUUUCACUGAGACUUCCCAACAAAUAUAAUGUCUCCUUUGACUACUAUUAUUUCCUUAUUAUUGUCAUGUUCUCCUAUGUGCCAUUAUUUCCACAACUCUACUUCCACAUGCUGCGGCAGAGAAGAAGGGUGCUUCAUGGAGAAGUGAUUGUGGAAAAGGACGAUUGAAUCAAGCCGUGUAGCUAUGGUGCUUUUAACGGAAAAAAAGAGGGUAAAACCACAAAACUUCCUGUGAUUUUUCUGAGUCCAAGUUUUAAAACAUGGAACAAGAAUAAACAACUGUGCAU